AUGGCUUACAACCACCCGCGGGAUGUCAUUCCAGACAUUGAAAAGGCUUUUAAUGAUGUUCAUUUGCACAACGAUAUUAUCGAUACCUUUUGCUGGGAAAGAGUCUCGGUCAGGGUCAAGGACAAGACACAGGACAAGCGUCUACUGGAAUCAAUUGAUGGAGCUGCUUACGCUGGUGAACUCGUUGCCAUGAUGGGUCCUUCGGGUUCUGGAAAGAGCACAUUGUUGAACGUUCUUGCUCAUCGGCCUUUCGAGCCAAAGUUCUCUGUCGAAGGUCAACUCUGCAUCAAUCGUGCUGCAGCUUCGACAGCUAUCUUUCGACGUGCGAGCUGCUUUGUCGAGCAAGAAGACAGCUUGAUUGGCAGUCUUACAGCACGGGAGACGCUCGAUUUCGCAGCGAAGCUUGGUCUGCCGAAUUCCGUCAGUCGCGCCGAGAGAAAACGUCGGGUUGAGGAGCUGCUGGCCUCCUUCGGCUUACUUCGGGUGGCCGAUACCAUCAUCGGCACGGCGAUUCGAAAAGGCCUGUCUGGAGGAGAAAAACGUCGCGUCAGCGUUGCUAGUCAACUCAUCACUUGUCCAAAGAUUCUGUUCUUGGAUGAGCCAACUAGUGGGCUGGACUCCGUUGCCAGCUUCGAGGUCAUGUCUUUACUGAAAGAAGUAGCCAAGAAAAAUAGAAUCAUUGUUAUCGCAAGCAUCCACCAACCGUCAACAGCCACCUUCAAUCUCUUUGACAAGGUCUUUCUCCUCUCUCAGGGAAAGUUGUGCUAUGGGGGUCCGGUCUCAUUUCUUAGCAAUUACCUGGAAGACAUUAGACUGCCCAUGCCAUUGCACAUGAAUCCAGCUGAAUACAUACUCGAACUCGUCAAUGUCGACUUCGCUUCAGACCAGAUACGAGCAGAGCAGCUAAUUCGCAUCACGCAAUUGUGGCAAAACCCAGCAAAGAGGCCUCGAGAGGCACAAGUUGUUGACGUGUCAUUCGAUUCUUCCGCUCGACCAGUCAGCCUGAUGCCUCUCACCAAAAGAUCUCAGCUCCUGAUUCCCAUCACCCUGCUGCACCGCAACUGGAUCAAGAGCUACCGCGAUGUGCUUACGUACGGGAUUCGUAUUGCCAUGUACCUCGGACUAGCUCUCAUGAUGGGUACGGUCUGGCUGCGUCUGCAAAGUGACCAAGAGUACAUCCAGCCUUUUAUCAACGCUAUCUUCUUUGGUUCCGCCUUUAUGUCGUUCAUGGCUGUGGCAUAUGUUCCGGCCUACCUGGAAGACCGCUCGACCUUUAUCAAGGAGCGAGCCAAUGGCCUUUAUGGUGCCACGUCUUUUCUCGUUGCCAACUUCAUCAUCGGACUCCCCUGGCUCUUCCUCAUCUCGGUACUAUUUUCCAUCAUCGCCUACUGGCUUUGCAAUUUCCGCCCUGAUGCCUCCGCUUUCUUCACAUUCGUGAUGUGGCUCUUCCUCGACCUUGUCGCAGCAGAAUCCCUCGUCGUCUUCAUGGCGUCCAUCUUUCCCGUGUUUGUCAUCGCAUUGGCUCUGACCGCAUUUGCAAAUGGUCUUUGGAUGAGCGUUGGUGGCUUUCUGGUCAAUCCCACCGUCCUGAAUGUCUUUUGGAAGUAUUGGGCGCGCUACAUCGACUUUCAGUCCUAUGUCUUUCAGGGUAUGAUGGUGAAUGAGUUUUCACAACGCGUGUUCGAGUGUUCUCCGGCUCCAUCAGGUUCUCAGGCGGAUUGCUCGUGUAUGUACCGGUCACAUCUGCAGGACCAAUGCCAAAUCGAUGGAGAGGCUAUCUUGGAUUCUUACGGAUAUGGCAGGGGAAAUACUAGGCUCUGGGUGGGCAUCCUGCUGUGCAUUGUGCUUGGGUAUAGACUAUUGACACUGGGGGUUCUUAUGCUGAAAAAAACUUAA
Molecule: messenger RNA, 1896 nt
Organism: Endocarpon pusillum Z07020
Lineage: Eukaryota; Fungi; Ascomycota; Eurotiomycetes; Verrucariales; Verrucariaceae
Exons: 3
Coding region: 1-1896 (631 amino acids)
Cellular component (GO): membrane
Molecular function (GO): ATP hydrolysis activity; ABC-type transporter activity; ATP binding
Source: RefSeq, a predicted model, not a curated record